This is a messenger RNA of Capsicum annuum, 1426 nucleotides long. RefSeq names its product geraniol 8-hydroxylase. Bases 509 to 1261 code for a protein of 250 amino acids. The record is from RefSeq and is a predicted model, not a curated record. Gene Ontology annotation, molecular function: monooxygenase activity; iron ion binding; oxidoreductase activity, acting on paired donors, with incorporation or reduction of molecular oxygen. Lineage: Eukaryota; Viridiplantae; Streptophyta; Magnoliopsida; Solanales; Solanaceae. The transcript has 2 exons.
UUUAAAAAGUUGUUAUUCUUUUGUUGAGCAAACUAAAAAGGAACGAAAAGAGUAGUCUAAGUUAUCCCAAAUUUAGAUUAUUCUCAAGGAUUUUGUAUUUGGGUUGCAUUUUGACCCCUCAAAAUUACACUUUCUAAUUUUAUAUUUUUUUACGCAAAUGUUUGAACUAAGCCUAGAUGAGCCUAUACUAAAAGUAGAUUAAUUUUAAUUUUGUCACAUUCUAUUCUCAGUUCACAAUCUUGAUGUAAGCAAGCAUCUAAGAUGUGAAAAAGACCAGGAGCUGAUUGAUUACUGUCGCAAGAGGGGGCAAAAUUGUGAAGCAGUGGAUAUUGGCAGAGCAACUUUUAGAACUUCCUUAAAUUUGUUGUCCAACACUGUUUUCUCUAAAGAUUUGACUGACCCAUUCUCAGAUACUGCUAAGGAAUUUAAGGAAUUGGUGAACUAUUUCCCUUUUCUUCAGAGAAUUGAUCCACAGGGUAUAAGGCGGCGCAGGACAAAUCAUUUUACUAUGGUUCUUCAACUUAUGAGUGGUUUGAUUGAUGAGCGGCUAAAGGAAAGGAAACUGGGAAAACAUACAAAUGCUGAUGUUUUAGAUUCCCUUCUCAACAUUAGCCCUGAAGAAAUCGACAAGAAUCAUAUCGAGCGUCUGUUUCUGGACUUGUUUGUCGCAGGGACAGAUACUACAUCAAAUACAUUGGAGUGGGCAAUGGCUGAACUACUCAAGAAUCCACACACUUUGGAGAAAGCACAAGAAGAACUUGAACAAGUGAUUGGCAGAGGAAAACUAAUAGAUGAAGCUGAUGUUGCAAAUUACCUUUACUUUAGGUGCAUCGUGAAAGAAACCUUCCGAAUACGCCCACAAGCUCCUUUCUUAGUUCGCCACAAAGCAGUGGAAGAUGUUGAGUUUUGUGGGUAUAUUAUUCCAAAAGACUCGCUAGUUCUUGUAAAUGUAUGGGCAAUAGGGCGUGACUCUAGUCUAUGGGAAGACCCUUUGGACUUCAAGUCGGAGAGGUUUUGGGAUUCAGAAAUUAGUGUUAGAGGCCAGGAUUUUGAGCUAAUUCCAUUUGGCGCUGGUCGAAGAAUUUGCCCUGAAUUGCCUUUGGCUAUCAGGAUGAUUCCAGUAGCACUAGGUUCACUGCUAAAUACCUUUAAUUGGAAGCUACCUAGUGGAAUUGCACCUAAAGAUUUGGACAUGGAGGAAAAUUUUGGUAUUACCUUGGCAAAAGCUCAACCUCUGCUUGUUUUACCUAUACCACUAUAGAUGUUGCAAUAAACUUGAGAUUUUAGGUUAGCUGAUUAUGAAUACUACAAGGGAAAAAGUUUAAAUAUUCCACUAAACUAUCAGAAAUGAUUAAUUUAUGUAAUCCAUAAGUUAAACUCAUUUAUGUCAUCACCGUUAUAAAAUCGGUUCAUUCAUGCUAUUACU